GCGGGCCGACCCGCCCGGAGGGAAGGAGCUGCCGGACUCCGCACCGCUCCGGCGGCCCGGGCCUGCCCUCCGUCCUCGGCCUGGCCGCCAGCGGCUGCGCACGCCUCUCUCCUUCCUCCUCCUCUUGGCGGCCGCUGCCCCGGCAGAGAUGGAGGCCAUCGAGGAUCUGGAGCUCAAACCCUGCACCUCCUCCAUCUACCUGCGGCCUUACCGCCUCUGUUACAGGCAGAAUGGCACUAAGAAGGUCUGGGAUUUUAUGAAGAUACAUGACAGUGUGUCAAUCCUGAUCUUUAAUACUUCUCGGCAGUGCUUUGUUCUGGUGAAGCAGUUCCGCCCAGCUGUUUACAUGUGUGAAGUAGGAAAGCAUCAUCCGCAACUUUUUCAGAAUCGGGACAAUGAGAGCUUCUCUCGUCUAGAGGAUCCCUUACCUGCUGCAGUAGGAGUGACCUAUGAACUCUGCUCUGGCAUUGUUGACAAACCAGACCUUUCUUUAGAAGAAAUUGCAUGUGAGGAAGUCUUAGAAGAAUGUGGCUAUCAUGUUACUGUUACAGACCUAAGGAAAAUCACUUCUUACAGGUCUGGAGUUGGUGUGACAGGUUCUAGCCAGACAUUAUUUUAUGCAGAAGUCACAGACCAGAUGAGAAUUGGGGAAGGAGGAGGCCAAGCUGAAGAAGGCGAGCUGAUUGAAGUUGUAGAAAUACCUUUAGAAGAGUCCAUGAAGUUUGCUUAUGAUGAGACUCUCCAGAAGACGAUGGGCGUCAUCUUCAGCUUCACAUGGUUCCAAGACAACAUAGCACCCAAGCUACAGAAAAAAUAAAAUCAAAGUACCACGACUGUAAGAAAAGCUUUCCAGCUGGUUCUGUGGAUACAGAAAACUGCAAAUCUGCCUGCCUUGAUCAUCAUGUCUUCUCAUGGGGCAAAUCUUUCUUGAAAUAAAUUUGGAAAUAAAAUCUCAAUUAAAAUCUUGA
Messenger RNA from Melopsittacus undulatus (budgerigar), 968 nucleotides. It is a transcript of the gene NUDT14, whose product is annotated as nudix hydrolase 14. NCBI's taxonomy places the organism in Eukaryota, Metazoa, Chordata, Aves, Psittaciformes, Psittaculidae. Gene Ontology annotation, molecular function: metal ion binding; UDP-sugar diphosphatase activity. Gene Ontology annotation, biological process: nucleoside phosphate metabolic process; ribose phosphate metabolic process. Bases 149 to 817 code for a protein of 222 amino acids. The transcript is spliced from 5 exons. The record is from RefSeq and is a predicted model, not a curated record.